Neolamprologus brichardi is the source of this 2082-nucleotide messenger RNA. Lineage: Eukaryota; Metazoa; Chordata; Actinopteri; Cichliformes; Cichlidae. The record is from RefSeq and is a predicted model, not a curated record.
AUGAGGAUACCAGAGACGAUUGGGAGGACGGCUACACAACCUGCGUUUAUCCUGGUGGUGGAGGAGUACAAGCAUCGGGGCAUCCACAUCGAUCACAGGCUGAACUGUCUUCUCCCAGUUCUCGGCCACGUGGAGCUCAGAGCCUCCUACUUCAGCUGCCAUACUAAUGAUGCAGCUGAUGAAGUGUUCACGUUCAACUUCAACCUGAUUGUAACACGUGGAGGGAAGCAGGCCACAUAUGCGCUGAACAAGACCUGCACUCUGUCACUCCCGUGGUCUCCCCGAGAGGUUACCUGUGAGGUCAACUACAUGGAAGUGUCGGUGAGGAGUGAAGCAACGUGUCCGCAUGAGGAAAACGGCGAUUCUGCUUUUAAACCCGUAUGGCUUCUCUUGAAAUGUAUUUCCUCUUAGGCCCUUUACUCAGAUUGGAAGGUGAUGUUUCAAGGAGCAGAGGAUCAGUUUCUGCCCAUGAAUUUCUCUGAAGCUCGGAAGCUGGGUUACGUGUUUGCUCUCACAGAUGAGAGGCUUGUGUUUCGGACACCGUAUGAGCAACCCCAUUCUUUCAGCACUGAGGUGAAUGGCGUUCCAGUAGAGGUGGUCCAUGCAGUCCUGUUCUCGAGGCAAAGCUGGGUUGUCCUUGUGGUCGAUCUGUUGGCUGCUUGCUCGAUGCAUAAUGGGUCAUAUGACGGUGGCUAUAUGAUGUGGGAGACUUCUGAGCUGCUCCACAGUCUGGUGUCUCCCUUAAAUGAGACGGAGGUCAGCAUUGGAGCCAAUGGGAAACUUGUGGAGAAGAAAGUUGCAGAGGAGAGGGGCUACACCGUGGAGAAGAUUAACACCACCCUGCAAGUCAGUAUCCCUUACAAAGCUGAAGGAGGCUACAGGAAGAGCUUUGUGUCUCGAGACCUCUACGAAUACUACGUCUUUCGUCUCUACUUGGAGCAGAUCUCAGUUGACGAGGCUGAGAUUGCGGCCAGGCUUCGUUUUCACAGGAUUAUAGUCACUCCCCUGCUGCGAUGCCACAUUUUCACUGAAAAUCAAACUCUUGUAAGAGAGCGCACAUUCACCAUCUAUCUCGGCGGUGUCCCCGAAGACGUGGUGUUAGUUUCUAUUCAGCUAAAUGGACGAGAAUUUACCUUGCCACUUACAAAUAUGAGCACCUACAACCUCACUGAAGUUCUCCACCCCAACGGCACCCAUGGAUACACACUGACGGUGCUUUUUGAUGAUCCUAUUGUCAAACUGCAGUUCUCCAGAAAAGCCGUGGCAAUGCAGCACAUCCUGAAUGUCAACUACACACUGGCUGUUCAGCCUGGAAAUGAGCCUUAUUAUCAUGAAACAACAGUCACAGCUCUAACUCGUGUCUCGCCUCCCGUCUUUGAUGCCAACUGUUCGGAGUCCAGCAUACACUUUAAGGUGGACCAUCGCCCUUUUGAUUACUUUUGGGAGCUUGCCAUCGGCUCAGAUGUGCUAACCUCAGACCUGGCAGACCGGCGUGGCUACAUCUUGAGUAAUGACAGCCAGAGUCUGCGGCUUGAUGUGCCGCUAUUCACUAAUGGGUAUAAAUACCAGGACGUCACUUUGAAGGGAUUCUCAGGAACUUUUGAGAUCCUUGUGAGAGUUCGUGAAACAUCAGAAGUCCAGACGUCCACAGUUAAGACCUGCCUGUUCAAUCCUGAAGAAUUCAUUAUGUGUUCGACCAAUGGGAAGGUGAACGUGGUGGCUAACUUGUCUCUGCCAAUCCCAAGUGGAGGGAGCGCAGCUGAAACCAGCCUCAGGGACAAAUCCUGUCAGCCUAAAGAUGCAGAUGGCACCAGGGCUCUCUUUUCUUUUGCUGUUAAUGACUGUGGAGCUAUAAUCAUGCUGGGCAGGGACUCUGUGACCUAUAGAAAUGAGAUCCUCUUCAGCUCUGUGAGAAAUCCAGAAAAUCUGAGCAGUAAAAACAGGGUCUUGCUGCAGUGCACAUAUACUGUGGCUGGAUUACAUGCCCUCUUCUCGGCAUACAAGUUUGAGUCUGACACAGUUGGCGUUGGUCGUAUUGUGCAUUCUAACCGCAUCAUUGAAGGUGGGUGGUUUAACAAUUAA